AUGGAGACCGUUAGCAGCUCAUCUCUUCGAAGUAUCAUUGAUGAUGCCCUCGGUCAAGGAAACGCCAAACCGAUCAAGCAAGAAGACUUGGCCAAAUUGUUUGAAUCAUUGAACAAGAUCGAUACCACAAAUACCCAGGAUAAGCAAGACAUCAAGGAUUUGGCGGCUAUGCUCGAGGCAACCAAGCAGGAAGAUGGUAGUGUGGAUGAGGAGUUGGUUCGAAACAUCUUGGGAUCGUUCUUGUCAGACAGUCAGCAUGUAAAAGAGUUGUCAGAGACCAUUGGUGACUUUGAGAUCCGGUUUUAA
Molecule: messenger RNA, 306 nt
Organism: Zychaea mexicana
Lineage: Eukaryota; Fungi; Mucoromycota; Mucoromycetes; Mucorales; Lichtheimiaceae
Exons: 2
Coding region: 1-306 (101 amino acids)
Source: RefSeq, a predicted model, not a curated record